Molecule: messenger RNA, 1872 nt
Organism: Alnus glutinosa
Lineage: Eukaryota; Viridiplantae; Streptophyta; Magnoliopsida; Fagales; Betulaceae
Exons: 1
Coding region: 1-1872 (623 amino acids)
Source: RefSeq, a predicted model, not a curated record
AUGGAGUACUGCAGUCAUGACAGCUGGUUGGUUGGUCCGCACCACUUGAUAUACAGAGAAGAGCUGAAAAAAGAUGGUGAGAAGAAAGUUGAUUGCUCGUGGGAUAGCUGCCGCAAACCAAUAUGGGGUUCCCUCCACAAUUGCAUGGAAUGUGGUAACCGCCCCGUUCACAGAUACAAUUCAACCAAUCAUUGUUUGGACUUCACAGAAAAGCUGGAAUUAAAUUAUGGCAACAACCAAGUUGUUUGCUACAUGUGCGACGAACCAGUCCUAUUGGGUGCUCCCGCCUACAAAUGCUUCGUCUCCAAAUGCAGCGGCUUCGUCAUACACAAAUCAUGUGCCGAGCCAUCUCAUGAGAUAAAUCACCCUCAGCACCCAGACCAUACCCUUUCUCUCCGGUGGUGGCGUAAUGAACGUUGUGAUGCUUGUUGUACAUCUCACGAUUGCUCUUUCUUUUACUCUUGUUAUUCGUGUGAUUUCAAUCUCGACAUCAAAUGUGCUAAUCGCUUGCCAACUAAUCCUAAUGACUGUCACCAACACGAAUUCGUCCCCAUUUUGAAGCGGGUCCAGUUCAAUUGCGAAGCUUGUGGAGAGGAAAUUGAGAACAUCGCCAACCUGUGUAGUAUCUGCAAACUCUUGGUUCACAAAAGAUGUGCUGAAAUUCCACGCACAGUCAAAAUUAAGCUACACAAUCACUUCCUCAACCUCAUCUAUUCUUCUCCUCAUGAAAUCAAUAAGCGCGACGACAUGUCCUGUAGAAUCUGUUGCAACAUGGUGAAUACAGAGUAUGCAGCUUACUCUUGUCAGGAAUGUAGUUACCAUGUCCACACGGAAUGCCUAAGACGUUUAAAGCAUGACCACCGGGAGUCACUUGCAACUAGUGAGUCGGUGCCCAACAAUUCCAUUGGACAUUCAACUCAUUUGAUCAAGGUGCUCAAUCAAGCAGAGGACAAAGAAUCUCACUCUAGGGAGAUCCAACAUUUCAGUCAUGAUCACCAACUUAAGUUAAUCCUCUGUGGUGACGAGGUCAAGGAUGGUAAGCUUUGUGAGGGGUGUACGGAAUUCAUAAUUUCGGCUUCGUACUAUGGCUGUGUUCAAUGUCAAUUCUUUCUCCAUACUCGAUGUGCUGAACUUCCCACAACAAUUGAGCAACAUCGACUUGUCAACUUUCAGACGCUUACCCUCCUCCCACGGGCAACUACCAAGAGUGGCGUGUUCUUUUGUAAUAUUUGUUCUCUUCAUCAUCGUGGCUUCAUCUACAAUUGUCCUAAAUUUAUAUUUCCUUGGAAGUUCUUGGACGUUCAAUGCGGUUCAAUGCCGGAAACGCUUGAACACGAAGGUCAUGAACAUCCCUUUUUCCUUGCUCUAGAGUCUCGGAAUAGAAAAUGCAAAGCUUGUCCCAAGGACAACGAGAAGUAUGUAUUCGUAUGCACCAGUUGCGAUUUCAUCUUGGGAAUCAAAUGUGCAAAUCUUCCACUGAUAGCGAAGCAUAAAUAUGAUACACAUCUCCUCAAGCUCACCUACGCUGCUAAAAAUGAUUAUGAAGAAUAUUAUUGUUUAAUUUGUGAAGAAAAAAGAGACCCUAUGCACUGGUUCUAUUACUGUGAAAAAUGCAACUUCUCCGCUCACCCCGAAUGUGCUCUUGAGAACUAUCCAUCCAUGACAAUUGGAAGUACUUAUACAAGUGAAUAUCACCCUCACCCUCUCACAUUUGUCCAGAAGAAGACUGAAGACUCCUCCGAAUGUCCUGCCUGUGAAUAUGAUUUAGGUGACGUGGUUCUAGAAUGUAGUCGAUGCAAAUUCAAUAUCCACCCUCCUAGACCUUACUUCCAGGAUUGUUUGUGGGCACUAAGUGAAAUUUGGAAGGUAUAG